AGACAAACCGAGACAGGACCUUCUCAAAAGUGAAUCAGAGUCCUUCCAGUUCCGAUUCACCAUGAGCUGGAGCUUCUUAACUCGCUUCUUAGAGGAAAUUCAUAACCACUCGACAUUCGUGGGGAAAAUCUGGAUCACGGUCCUCGUGGUGUUUCGGAUUGUUCUCACUGCUGUGGGUGGCGAGUCCAUCUACUAUGACGAGCAGAGCAAGUUUGUGUGUAACACAGGUCAACCUGGAUGCGAGAAUGUGUGCUAUGACGCAUUUUCACCGCUCUCGCAUGUCCGCUUCUGGGUAUUCCAGAUUGUUUUGGUGGCCACGCCUUCUGUGAUGUACCUCGGAUAUGCUGUCAACAAGAUUGCCAAGAUGGAAACAGGCAAAGAGAGUGUCGUAAGCACUUCAGUGAAAUAUUCCCUCUGCAGACGUCAGAACCGAGCUCUGGAGGAAGCUGAAGAAGACCAAGUGGAAGAUCCGAUGAUUUACAAUGUGACUGAAAUGGAAAGCGGAAAUGACAACGUAACUCCAGGUGCAACGGGAGAUGGUAAGAAAGCACGACAUGACGGCCGACAGCGAAUCCAGCGAGACGGACUAAUGAGAGUUUACGUCUUCCAGCUUGUUGCUCGGUCUGCUUUAGAAAUAGCCUUCCUGAUUGGUCAGUAUAUGCUUUAUGGUUUCGCUGUCCCGGCUCAUUACGUGUGCUCGAGAAAACCGUGUCCUCACAUGGUGGAUUGCUUUGUUUCCCGUCCAACGGAGAAGACGGUCUUUUUGUUCAUCAUGUAUGCUGUCACCCUGCUCUGCUUGCUGCUUAAUAUCUUGGAGAUGUUCCAUCUCGGACUGAGAAAAAUGUUCGAUCUCCUGCUGGCCAGACAGCGGCGUCACAGCCCAGACAAUGACCUGACUGUAAGCGAGAAUGAUGGACGAGGAGGAUACAGAGGGUACACGCAUUCCUGGACCUCUCCUUCAGCCACGCCAGACUACAAAAUCGCUGUGAAUCCGGAAACAGUGGUAUUUAUACAAAAGGUGGAGGAGAAGGAGUCACCCAGAGCGCAUCAGCAGCAGUACGGAAGCACAAAAGACAACUUCCUCCCGGUACAGAAAGCAGCAGAAAAGAAUCAAAAGGCAAAGCAACAGCAUGACAAGAGAAAACAACGUGAACAUGAAAGAAACAAGCAAGACAGAAGUAGAAGGGAGCGAGGGAGCAGCCGCAGCAGCAGCAAGUCGAAUAAGAAGAUGCCGUGUGUUUGGAUUUGAGACGCAAUCCAGUGAAAUUUGCUUUAGUACCAAAAGUAAACUAGUAUAAGUACUGAGAGCUUUAGAUUUGAAAGUUUUAGAUUUGAGGUUUAGGUGUUCAGCUUAGUAUCGGUAAACAAUGAUGUCUAUUUUUCAACAUGGACGAGAGCCCAGUAAAUCAGACAACGGCCAAUUCUUAGCGCUGAAAAAUCCCACACCGAUCACUGAGACAUGUGAAAGAAAUGUAGACUGUAGCCAUCUAAAACCACUUGAUUGCACAAUCAAAAUCUUCCUGAAUCUGAA
Molecule: messenger RNA, 1531 nt
Organism: Tachysurus vachellii
Lineage: Eukaryota; Metazoa; Chordata; Actinopteri; Siluriformes; Bagridae
Product: gap junction gamma-1 protein-like
Exons: 2
Coding region: 62-1249 (395 amino acids)
Biological process (GO): cell communication
Cellular component (GO): connexin complex
Source: RefSeq, a predicted model, not a curated record